Periconia digitata is the source of this 1803-nucleotide messenger RNA. Lineage: Eukaryota; Fungi; Ascomycota; Dothideomycetes; Pleosporales; Periconiaceae. The record is from the annotation of a GenBank genome assembly.
AUGAGAUCGCCGCCGCUUGUUCCACUAUCUCUCCUCCCUUGCUCCAGAGAAAACACCAUGGAGGUUGUGUACAAAAAAGUUGACGACUACGUGGAUUCGUUGGCGCCCCAGAUCGAGCCCCGGAUCGCGUCCGAGAUCGACGUGUUUCAACAGAAGACAAUCGACAGUCUCGAGGCGCAAGUCGUCGAUGCAUUCCGCUCCCUAUUCAGCAAAGACCACGACCAUGGCCCAAAUGGCCCACGAGAUAUGAAUAAUUCGGCCCCAGAUGCCUACGGUGGCCAGUCCCUACCGUUCGCCGACGAAAUUGCCAAGUUGACGCAGAGCUUCAGCAAACUGUCAGACGAGGCUAGCGAUGAUUUGCGCGAUAUCUUUGAUCUCACCGACGGUCGUGGUGGAACGGGCGAUACACAGUCACGUGGCUUUGGAGCGAAAAGAGAAGCUGGUGGCGGCGGAGGAGCCAGAGGAUUCCUGACCCAAGCGCUCGGUGUUGUUCAAGAUCACCUGGACGAACGUCAAAGCGGCGGAGCAGGCGGCCAAAGCAUACAGCUCGAUGGUCUUCUUGGCGUCAUCAGCAACACGGUCAAAGACGCCUCUCGUAACCCCGAGGAAAAGGCGCGAAUGAUCAGCCCAGAAAUCAAGGAGAAGGUGGGCGCGAAGCUGCGGGAACAACAUUCGUCUAUCGCGGCGCAGUUCACUCGCAUUGCCUUGGAGCAUAUCAAGCGUUGGUUACGUGGCAACACAAGCUCGCGGGAUUUAGGUGAUGGCGCAAAGGCUGAGGUGGAGGAACACGUCAAGGAUAUUGUGAAAGGCAUUGGCGGUUUGUUUGGGAAAAAGAGUCACUCCAACGAAGAAUCGUCGCGCGGUAUGGGAGAGCGUGCUGAUGGACAAGGCAGUGAAGGCGGAGGUUUUUCUAGGGUCAUUAGUGACAAGUUGAGUACUGGAUUGGCCAAGGUACAUCGUGAGGUGCGUCUAGAGUUUCGCAGGAUCCUUGGAGCAAUCGAGAAACAACUGUUCGAGCUGCUCCCAGAUCAGUUUCAGCGCCCUUUGGAAAAACUCUUGGGAGGCAAUCCGUUCGAUGAUCAGCUUGAUCGCGAUGCCGGCUCACAACGGGACCGUGGUUUUGGCGAUGAUAUCAAGACUAAGCUUGUCAGUAAGCUGCGUGACCUUGUUCGAAAAGUGCAGGAGACAUUGCGAAAGAGCAUCCUGGGGGUCGUCAAUGGCGGCCAUCGUAAGUUUGAGCGUGAAAGCUGGGUCUUUGUACAAGACAUUGUAGAGAAGAAAGUUCAGAGAUACUUGCCCAACGUCAAGAUCUCAGUACCGGACGACAUCGGGGACGAAGGUGUAAGCGUCGGGGCACCCACAGCGGGCGCACAUCUUGGAAGCGGAAACAUCAAUGCUUCGUCUGCCCCAGUGCCGGGAGCAGGACAUGACCUUAACAACCACCAGCCGUCCCACGGUCAGUAUGGAGAGCCAAACAAUUCACAACAGCAUUACAAUCAACCGCCUCCGUCGCAGUAUCAAGACCACCAACCGCAGUACCAAACUCAGGUCCAAAGCCAUCAAUACUCGCAACAACCACAGUAUGGAUUGAACCAAUCGUAUGGCCAAGCUCCGAAUCAGGGUCACCCGCAGAGCCAGGGUUAUCAGCAACCUCCCCCGCAAAGUUACCAGCAGGCCCAUGAUAACCAACAGGGUCAAGGUCAUCAACCACAUCAAGGAUACGGGCAAUCACAAGGCUACUACCAGGGUAAUAAUUCUCGAUCGGACCGCGGUGAUUAUGAUGGACAAGGACCGCGAUAUUAA